Messenger RNA from Paramecium primaurelia, 935 nucleotides. The record is from the annotation of a GenBank genome assembly. Lineage: Eukaryota; Ciliophora; Oligohymenophorea; Peniculida; Parameciidae.
AUGUCAUACGAAAAAAUAACCAUUCUCUUUAUGAUCAAUCCAGACCCAAUAUUUUAUGGUAUGAUGGAUUAACUUAUAAUUGAAACUUUCUAAAAAUUAAAAGUAAAUUUAAUCAUCACAGAACUUGAAGAAUUAAGUGUUAUUAUUGGAAAUGUAUAAUAAUAAUUUAUUAUAGGAAAUAUCAUUCUUUAGAAAAGGAGAAUAAAUAUAAUUUGAUGCAUUUUUAGCAUAUGGAUACAUGUCUCCAAAACAUUACUAAGAUUACAUGUAUUUUAAUUUUGCUGCACAUUCUGCUAAAAAAAUUACACUUCAUCAACCUUCCACAGAGAUUACCUAGAUGUGGAGCCUCUUUCUCGCUAAAUACCUUUAAAGAAAAUCUUAGAAGAUUUAAUAACAAAUCUAUCAUAAAAGAAGUAUUAGGAUAUGAAGGGACUGGAGUUAAACUAUCAAUAAAUCAUAACUAAAGUAUGGAACUAUUUUGUAAGUCCAUGUGGAAUGGAGAAUAAGCCAUUAUACAAGAUUUUGUUGAUGAUACAAUAGGAAGAUCAAUUAGAGUUCUUGUGAUUGGGGGUAAGGCUGUUUCUGUCACUGAAUUUUAAGAUAAUGUGGUAAUUAUUAAUAUUUAAAUCUAGGAUUUCAAAUCUAAUGGAUAUAGUGAUGACUUCACAAUUGAAUCUAAAAUGGAUUCUGAUAAAAAAUGUGAAUAUUUUUAAAUUGCUGAAAAAGCUUGUGCUGCUAUUGAUCCCCAUUUGACUAUUGGAGGGGUUGAUAUUUUGGAUUCUAUGAAGAAUGGAAUGGUUGUUUUAGAAAUUAAUAGUUGGCCUGAAAUGACAUUUUCUUAAGAAGCCACAGGUCUUCCCCUCUUAGGAAAAUUUGGUUAUGAAUUCAUUGAGAAGAUAAUUUAUAAUAAUAGAGAUAGAACAAACUCUACUUGA